AUGUACACAUACUAUGCGCUGAAAGCCUGUCGCAUACAAAUGGCCCGACAUGUCCGGUUUUGCUAUAACCCGGCCCUCAAUCGUGUCAAUGCAUACAUACCCGACAGCAAUGAAGACGAUGUCAAUAGAGCCGUAUUGGCCGCGAAAAAGGCGUUUGAAAGUUGGUCCAAAACUAGUGCCUCAGAUCGGGCCGCACUUCUCAAUCGAGUGGCAGUUCUUAUUGAGUUGAAUGCCAUGGAGUUGGCAAACCUCGAGAGCAUAGAUCAGGGAAAGCCUCUCUGGUUGGCCAACACAGUGGACAUCCCUCGCGCGGCACUUAAUUUCAGACAUUUUGCUAAUAGUUUACAAUACGAUACAAAUAUAUCCAUAACGGAUCCGGAGUCGGGUGUCAUUAACUACGAGACACAGGAGCCCAUAGGAGUGGCCGGUAUUAUAACGCCAUGGAAUCUACCCAUAUAUCUGUUGACAUUCAAGUUGGCGCCGGCACUGGCCUACGGAAACACCGUUGUGGCCAAACCCAGCGAAAUGACUUCAGUGACCGCCUAUAAGUUGUGUCAUUUGCUGGAGGAGGCGGGUGUGCCCAACGGUGUGGUCAAUAUGGUGUUCGGCUACGGACAGAAU
Molecule: messenger RNA, 621 nt
Organism: Oppiella nova
Lineage: Eukaryota; Metazoa; Arthropoda; Arachnida; Sarcoptiformes; Oppiidae
Source: the annotation of a GenBank genome assembly